Molecule: messenger RNA, 1568 nt
Organism: Meloidogyne enterolobii
Lineage: Eukaryota; Metazoa; Nematoda; Chromadorea; Rhabditida; Meloidogynidae
Source: the annotation of a GenBank genome assembly
CGGGAAAUGAAAAUUAACUGGCCUGGACUCGGGCCGGGAAGUCUCGAUCCCGUUCCGCUCUCUACUUUUCGGUAUCCGAUUUUUAGUACACAAAUAUACCUAACUGAAAAAAAAUGUUGAUACUUAUCGGGCACCAAAAACAAGGAAGAAGGUAAGAGGAGGGGAAGCGGGGAAGACGGGAACAAAGCCUCUUUCUUUGUCCUCUUCUUCCUUAAAACCCUUAAAUUGACUUUUCUUUUUUAGUUUAUUUUCUUUAAAAUUCUUUUAACUUCUAAACAUCAAAGAUGUUUUCUUCAAACCGCUACGACUUGUUAAUUUACGGAGCCUCUGGUUUUACAGGCCAAUAUGUGCUCGAAACUUUUGUUAAGAGCGAGGAAUAUGGCAAACUUUCAAUUGCUAUAGCUGGUAGAAGCUCCAAAAAAUUGCAAGAGACACUGGCCAAGGUCGGGAAGUUGACAGAUAAGGAUUUGUCCAAAAUUCCGAUAAUAAUUGCUGACAAUGAGCAUGAGGACCAACUCGUUCAGAUGGCCAAGCAAGCGAAAGUUAUUGUCAACGUUGUUGGACCGUAUCGUCUUUAUGGUGAAGCUGUUGUUAAGGCUGCUGUGGAAAAUGGUUCCAGCCACGUUGAUAUCUCUGGCGAGCCUGCUUGGAUUGAGUCAAUGCAGAUGAAAUAUUCUGAACAGGCUAAAGAGAAGGGAGUUUUUAUUGUUAGCGCUUGUGGUUGGGAUUCUAUCCCUUGUGAUAUGGGAAUGGAAUUUUUGAAGAAAAACUUUGAUGGGACUUUGACUUAUGCUGAAACUUUUGCAAAGAUUAAUACUGGAGAAUCCGGUUAUUCUUUCAAUGCCGGCACUUAUCAAACACUCAUUCUCGGCAUUUGGAAAGCUAAGGACGACGGACUUGGACGUAUUCGUAAAGCUAUAAUGCCUGAAAAGCUGGAAAAGACUCGUUGGCGAGCACCAAAGCGUUCAACUUUUUGGUACAACGACAAAUUAAAGUGUUAUUGUCUUCCAUUUUUGGGUGCUGAUAAAAGCAUUGUUCAACGCUCACAGUAUUUUGAUGCUCAAAUGGACAAAAAAUUUCCGGCAAUGAUAGAGACUUACAUUUGUGUCAAAAGCGGGUUUUGGGCUCUAGCAUUAUUGGCGUGGCUAAUGAUCUUUCAAAUUGCGGUCAAAUUUAGUUGGACUCGUAACAUUCUUCAAAAAUAUCCGGACAUUUGUUCUGCCUAUAUGUUUAAGAAUAGUGGACCGACACGUCAACAAGCGGAAGAGGCAACAUUUGAAUAUUGGUUCUUUGGCACAGGUUGGAAUGAAACAACAAUUCCACCGCCUGUUGAAGAACAACCAAACAAGAAAGUUGUUGUUCGUUGUGAUGGACCUGAUGCUGGCUACAUUGCAACUUCUGGCUGUGUUUUGUCGUGUGCAUUGACUAUUCUUUCUGAUGCUGACAAUAUGCCAAAACCUGGUGGAGUUUUUACUUCAGCAGCAGCAUUUAAGAAUACCAAAAUUUAUGACCGUCUAGCUUCUUUUGGAAUUGUUUUUCGUACAGUUCCGGAGAUGGCUUCUACUUAG